Medicago truncatula (barrel medic) is the source of this 2446-nucleotide messenger RNA. Its product is annotated as heat shock 70 kDa protein, mitochondrial. The transcript has 6 exons. NCBI's taxonomy places the organism in Eukaryota, Viridiplantae, Streptophyta, Magnoliopsida, Fabales, Fabaceae. The record is from RefSeq and is a predicted model, not a curated record. Gene Ontology annotation, molecular function: ATP-dependent protein folding chaperone; ATP binding. Bases 153 to 2183 code for a protein of 676 amino acids. Gene Ontology annotation, biological process: protein folding.
CUUCUUUUUCUUGGGUAAGAAGCACUAGAAUAAUCUGGCGUGUAUAACCAAAAACCCUAAUUAAACCCCUCAUAUAUAUAUAGAAAACCCCCUCUCUCUCACACUCCAUUUUCUUUUCAAUCUCCGAUCAUCACAAUCCUCUUUUUCUCGCUAUGGCCGCUGCAACCGCUUUGCUCCGCUCUCUCCGCCGCCGUGAUGCUGCUUCUUCCACCGUCACUGCCUUUCGUUCGUUGACAGGCAACACUAAACCUGCAUAUGUAGGUCACAAUUGGUCAAGUUUGUCUCGACCAUUCAGUUCAAGGGCUGCUGGAAAUGAUGUUAUUGGUAUUGAUUUGGGUACAACUAAUUCAUGUGUUUCUGUUAUGGAAGGAAAGAAUCCAAAAGUCGUUGAGAAUUCUGAAGGUGCACGAACCACACCAUCCGUGGUUGCCUUCACUCAGAAAGGGGAGCUGCUUGUAGGCACACCAGCCAAGCGUCAGGCUGUAACUAACCCAGAAAACACUAUCUCUGGUGCCAAGCGUUUGAUUGGUAGGCGAUUUGAUGAUCCUCAAACUCAAAAAGAGAUGAAAAUGGUUCCAUACAAGAUUGUUAAGGCUCCAAAUGGAGAUGCAUGGGUUGAAGCUAAAGGGCAGCAGUAUUCACCUAGCCAGAUUGGUGCCUUCGUUCUCACCAAAAUGAAGGAAACUGCAGAAGCUUAUCUUGGAAAGACAGUUCCUAAGGCUGUUAUUACUGUUCCAGCUUAUUUCAAUGAUGCUCAAAGGCAGGCAACAAAAGAUGCCGGUAGAAUUGCAGGUCUCGAGGUGCUUAGAAUCAUCAAUGAGCCCACUGCUGCUGCACUUUCAUAUGGGAUGAACAAGGAAGGCCUCAUUGCUGUUUUUGACCUUGGUGGUGGAACAUUUGAUGUUUCCAUUUUAGAAAUUUCUAAUGGUGUUUUUGAGGUGAAAGCGACCAACGGUGACACUUUCUUGGGAGGAGAGGACUUUGACAAUGCCUUGUUGGAUUUUCUGGUGAAUGAGUUUAAGAGGUCUGAGAGUAUAGACCUUUCAAAGGAUAAGCUUGCCUUGCAAAGGCUCCGUGAAGCUGCUGAGAAAGCUAAGAUAGAACUGUCUUCAACAUCUCAGACAGAAAUUAACCUGCCUUUCAUCACUGCUGAUGCAUCUGGUGCAAAGCAUCUCAACAUCACAUUAACUAGAUCCAAAUUUGAGGCUUUAGUAAAUAACUUGAUCGAAAGAACUAAGGCUCCAUGUCAGAGCUGUUUGAAGGAUGCAAACAUAUCUACCAAGGACAUUGACGAAGUUCUUCUUGUUGGAGGGAUGACUCGUGUGCCAAAAGUCCAAGAGGUGGUUUCGACAAUUUUUGGCAAGUCUCCUUGUAAAGGGGUUAAUCCUGAUGAGGCAGUUGCAAUGGGAGCAGCACUCCAGGGUGGUAUCCUACGUGGAGAUGUCAAAGAGCUCCUACUAUUGGAUGUUACACCACUCUCUCUGGGUAUUGAGACUUUGGGUGGUAUCUUUACAAGGUUAAUCAACCGCAACACUACUAUUCCUACUAAAAAGAGUCAGGUCUUUUCAACGGCAGCUGACAAUCAAACACAAGUAGGUAUCAAAGUGUUACAAGGUGAGCGGGAAAUGGCUUCCGACAACAAAAUGCUUGGAGAAUUUGAGCUAGUUGGCCUUCCUCCUGCUCCCAGAGGUAUGCCUCAGAUUGAGGUCACCUUUGACAUUGAUGCCAACGGUAUUGUUACCGUGUCUGCCAAGGACAAGUCCACUGGUAAAGAGCAGCAAAUUACUAUUAAGUCGUCUGGUGGGCUUUCUGAUGAUGAGAUCCAAAAUAUGGUCAAAGAAGCCGAGUUGCAUGCUCAGAAAGACCAAGAAAGAAAGAGUUUGAUCGAUAUUAGAAACUCUGCAGACACAUCAAUUUACAGCAUUGAGAAAAGCCUAAGUGAAUAUAGGGAGAAGAUACCUGCCGAAGUGGCAAAGGAAAUUGAGGAUGCUGUUUCUGAUUUGAGAAGUGCGAUGGCUGGGGACAGUGCAGAUGAAAUCAAGUCGAAACUUGAUGCUGCAAACAAGGCCGUCUCCAAGAUUGGAGAGCACAUGUCAGGUGGCUCUAGUAGUGGUCCCUCAUCUGAUGGUUCUCAAGGUGGGGACCAGGCUCCAGAGGCAGAAUAUGAAGAGGUGAAGAAGUAAGACUCCUAGUGGUUUCUAGCUGGACGCUUUUUUGAUUUAGAGUUCUUUAAAUAACAGGCUUGAGAUGAGUUUUUUUUUUAGUUUAGUAGAAAUAUAAGGUUGCUUAUUUUUGUAUCUAAUGCUGGGGAUUUUAUUAGUGUUUUCGGAGAACUGAGUUGAAAUCUAUAUUGAAAUCUGUGCCUAGUGGUUUAUUCACUACCUGUGAUGUUUGGUUACAUUUAUUUAUUUUGCACAGAAAUGAAUGGAGAGUUGCUGUUUUGAAA